Molecule: messenger RNA, 1288 nt
Organism: Labeo rohita (rohu)
Lineage: Eukaryota; Metazoa; Chordata; Actinopteri; Cypriniformes; Cyprinidae
Gene: hoatz
Product: HOATZ cilia and flagella associated protein
Exons: 6
Coding region: 743-1258 (171 amino acids)
Biological process (GO): cilium assembly
Source: RefSeq, a predicted model, not a curated record
CAUACAGUUAUAUAACAAUUUGUUUUUGCUGUGUUUUUAUUUGUAAUUUUUGUAAUGCAUAGGCUACAUCAUACAAUAAAGUGAAACACACCACGCUUUGUCUGAUUAGAUUUAAUGAUACAGUUCUGUUUUUUCUAUGAGUGUAUAUUUUAAAUAUGUUAACUGACAACUUCCUUAUAAAAAGCAGUUUUUUUUAUUUAAGGUUCAUAGCUGUGUUCUUCAUUUUGAUAUGUUAAUAUGCUAUUACCAACCUAAUUGUUAUUGUUACAACCUAAUUGUAAAAAAUAGUUCACAGUGUUAGACAAAAAAAUAAAUUAAUUACAAAGGCAAAGACAAAAAAUAAAUUAAUAAAUAUAAUUUUAAUCUUAAAUUAAAGUAUUUCUACGCUACUUACAAAAACAUGUAGGAUAACAAUAUUACUGUGCGGGCAUGUAUUGUCUUGUUUGGGUAUUAUACAGAUUUAUCAUACGUUUUACUCAAAACACGUUAUACAUUAAUUUCUACAAUUAAGUAAUUUAAAACAUUAUUGUCUGUUAAAUCGUCUCGUCUAAUAUAGUAAGUUGAUUAACGUUUUUUUAUUUCAGAGCAGAAGAAUGAUGUCUCGAGUGUAUUGUGCCUCUUCCUUUCUUGUAAUUUCUUACACACUUCCGUUUACUAAGGAGCGUUUAGUCACCUUGGCAACAGUAAGGCAUCCUCACAUGACUGGUUACCUGUUGCUAGAACAGCAAGAUCGCUAGCUAUUAUGACUGAAGAACUAGACGAAGAGGUUUUAGACAGUCUUGCAGAAAUCGACAAACUUUAUACAGUAUUUGAUGGCGCGUCCGAAGAAGAUGUGGCAUAUGCGAAGGUUUUCUGGAACUCCCUUUCCCUGCAGCCACCAAUAGAGUCUCGACUCGUUUCUGCUGACAUCAGGCAGCGGUUAAAAGUCGCGAAGACCCCAAACUGUAAGUUAAGUGUAACGUUCGCCACAAACGCUGCCACAAAACAAGAGUCAUGGUCAAAGAGGGAUGAUGAAAUCCAGCAGGAUGCUUACUUGAAACAAAAGCAAGAGGAGAGACAGAAAUACAUGGAGAUGGCCAAGAAACGAGAUCAGAUUAUUGCCCUUCUGAAAAAGCAGAGGGACGAGCGAAUUAAGAAGGAGAUGAUUUCCUACCGAAACAAACCAAGAAAAGGCAACCUAGAGAAAAAAAGAUUGGCUCCAAAGACCCUUUCAUCAUCUGUGGAUGAAGACCAGAAAGAAGUUCAAAAGCUCCAGUAAACAUAUUGAUGAUAUUAAAGAACAUAACGU